AUGUCCUUCAGAGAAUACACUGUCACUCUAGUACUGCAAGAAUCCGAGAUAGAGGAGACACUUCAGGCUUUUCUGCACACAGUACUAUUGCAUCGAACAUUUCCAACGCUCAGUUUUAAAGAUGGAGCUGUCAGUUACACAUCUUACAUAGGGAUUGAGGAUGUCGACUGCAAAACCAUUGACCUGACUUACGUUAAGGUAGCAUCGGAUCCUCUGCAUGAACGCAUAGCUGGCCACGUUGCGAUGUUAGCAAAAGCCCUCCGUGGAGACUCCGAAAGUAGAUGCGAUAAACCUCCGAAAGGUUGCAUUACACUGGCGUUUGUCGCUAACCGUAAGGGUAGUUGGGUGCUCGGAUGUGAACCAUCAGUGUGGGAGCGCUGGGUCUUUAAUGUCGAACUGCAGUCAAUAACCUCGAACGGUGUAGAACGUCGUCAGGAAUUAGCAGCACAAAUCAAAGGGGAAUUACUCUACGUCCUUGACUGCAUUAAUACAUCUGAGAAUUCCUUACCCGAACUGGGAAGUUCCCAAUCCGAAUGCGAUACCGUCAUCGACUUCUCCAUGCCGGAGGUUUCACCCUAUCGGUUCAACCUAAUACACUUCCCUGAAGCAACACAAAUAAAGCAGAAUAAAUCCUCAGGAAUACGGCGAUUUUAG
Molecule: messenger RNA, 654 nt
Organism: Echinococcus granulosus
Lineage: Eukaryota; Metazoa; Platyhelminthes; Cestoda; Cyclophyllidea; Taeniidae
Product: Autophagy-related protein
Exons: 5
Coding region: 1-654 (217 amino acids)
Biological process (GO): autophagosome assembly; autophagy
Cellular component (GO): phagophore assembly site
Source: RefSeq, a predicted model, not a curated record